AGUCCCUUCUACAUCUGCCAGAAAUCCAUAUAGAUGACGUACAGCGGCUUGCAGACAAAUUUUCACUUUUACGGCAUGUUCUAAACUUGAUAAAAGGAUAUCAGUUCUUCACUGAGCAGUACCUGUUUGAUUAUGAAGGUUGUGUUCAUGUCCACGCUGCAGGCAGUGAAAGUGUCCCCUUUAAUAGAGAGAGUCAGUGACCAUAAGGAUUUCAAAAAGCUGCUCAGGACCAGAACCAAUGUCCUUGUCCUUUACACCAAGUCAGCUACAUCUGGAGAUGUUCAUCUGAAGCUGCUGUCUGAUGUAGCCCAAGCAGUGAAAGGCCAAGGGACCAUCGCCUGGGUGAACUGUGGGGAUUCUGAGGGUCGCAAACUCUGUAAGAAAGUGAAAGUGGAUCCAAGUUCAAAGACGGCUGGAUUUGAAAUCCUUCAUUAUAAAGAUGGGACCUUUCAUACAGAAUACAACAGACCAGCCACACUUAAGUCUAUGGUGGCGUUCCUGAAAGAUCCCACAGGAGCCCCCCUAUGGGAGGAGAACCCUGAAGCUAAAGACGUUGUUCACAUCGAGACAGAGAAAGACUUUAAGAAGCUGCUGAAAAGAGAAGAGAAACCCAUCCUCAUGAUGCUUUAUGCUCCCUGGUGUGGUGUAUGUAAGAGGAUGCAGCCCAUCUUCCAACAAGCUGCCACAGAGACGAAAGGGAAAUAUGUAUUGGCAGGGAUGAACGUUCACCCAGCAGAGUUUGAUGGACUUAAGCAGGAGUUUGACGUCAAAGGCUACCCAACCUUCUGCUACUUUGAGAAGGGAAAGUUCCUGCAUCACUAUGAGAACUAUGGAGCCACAGCCAAGGACAUUUCAGACUGGCUUAAAAACCCACAGCCUCCUCAGCCCAAGACCCCUGAGGUACCGUGGGCAGAUUCGGACUCGGCUGUCUUUCAUCUGACUGACGAGUCCUUUGACACGUUUCUGGAGGAGCAUCCCUCAGUCCUGGUCAUGUUUUAUGCGCCCUGGUGUGGCCAUUGUAAGAAGAUGAAGCCUGAAUACGAUGAAGCGGCCGAAAUCCUCAACAGAGAGGAAGAUAGUCCAGGUGUAUUAGCAGCAGUGGACGCCACCAUCCAUAAAUCUGUGGCUGAGCGCUUUAAGAUCUCAGGCUUCCCUACUGUAAAGUACUUUGAGAAGGGAGAGGAGAAGUAUACACUACCACAGCUGCGGACCAAAGACAAGAUCAUCGAGUGGCUGCAGAACCCACAGGCUCCCCCUCCUCCUGAGCAAUCAUGGGAGGAGAAGCCAUCCAGCGUGAGUCACCUCGGGGCUGAAGACUUCAGGGAGGCUCUCAAGAAGAAGAAGCACGCCCUGGUCAUGUUCUACGCUCCUUGGUGCCCGCACUGUAAGAAUGCCGUCCCCCACUUCAUUACAGCUGCCGAGACUUUCAAAGAAGACCGCAAGAUUGUGUAUGCUGCUGUGGAUUGCACCAAAGGCCAGAACCAUGAGUUGUGUAAGCAAGAGGGUGUAGAAGGCUAUCCAACCUUUAACUACUACAAUUAUGGCAAAUUCAGUGAAAAAUACAACGGAGAGAGAGGAGAGGUUGGAUUCACCAGUUUCAUGCGAAGCCUAAGAGGGCGUGACCAAGAGAAGGUGGGAAAGCGAAAGGAGGAGCUCUAAGAAUGUGGGUGUGGCUAUAAACAGGGGAGGAGCCUGUCAUUGCACUGUGACUGGGCAGGGACCUUCCAGCACUGAUGCCACACAUGUGAACACCUCAGCUUAAAGAGAGGAUAUUUUUAUACAGCCUUAUGUUUGUAAUACCAAUGUUCAGCCACAAGACCACUCGAGACUUGGCUUUGGUUUUUUUUUCCAUAGACAUUUGAUGACAAGGACAAUUGCUCUCAAAUACUGUGACAGUUAAUCAAACUACAUCUUAAAUCUAUGCAAUACUGACCACUUGCUCUACAGCUCUUAGUGACCGGUGGUUUCUGGGUGAAGCGGACACUUACAGCUACUUUACAUAAGUCAACCUGUCAGCUCUCCUUGACACUGACAGUCUCCUUUAUUAUUGCCAUUCCCACCUUUGUAAAGAGGACCCAUAAUGUAAACAAUCACCUGUUUGAGUAUUUUUGUACAAUAAACGUGGCAUCCUGGACUAGAAACACAAUAGAAGAAAAGGAAAAAUGUAGCUCAAAUUUGUGGCCUUAAAUGUUUGAAUAUGUUUUAUUCAAGGGGUGCGGUGCACCCAGAACUAUUUGAGAUUUUGUGGGGCCAAAAUACAACAGAGCAAAUAAGAAAUUGUGUGUUGAAGCUCGUAGCUUCGUUGUUCCUUGUAUUGUUAUGUGUGAUUGAUUUUCAGCUGUGGGAAAAUAAAUACAAAAAAAAAAGAAGAAGAAAGAUGCCAAAAGUGUAAUUUAGUGGUGAAGGAUAAACUGAGCCCCAACUUAGUUGAUGUAUUUUUCGUUCCUGUUUAUCCCUGAUAAUCAAUUUCCAUAGUUUCACUUAAAUAUGGUCAGGAGCCCUAUUAAAAUGUAUUAAACACCACAGUCAGACCCAAUGUGAAUCCUUACGCUGCAUAGUAAGCUGCCAUUCAGAAUUUAUUAUCAGUGCAGGAAUCAUUUAAAGUCUGAGAACGAGGAAUUACAAAUGUUUUUUUUUGUCUGAUUCAUUAAAUCAAGUUUCAUUGAGAUUUGGACUGGUGUAAGGGUAUUUAAUAUUAACAUAUUACUGUCGGUCCUCAAUUCUUUUCUUAAUUAGUAAUUUGUCAUUGAACGACAGCCUUCACUUCCAUAUUAUGCAACACGUAUGUAAUAUUCCUUCUAUGCCUUUUUAUUAGGAAAUGAUUUUGAAGAGAUUAAUUUUUAAUCUCAUCUUGAUUUCCCCUUAUACAUAGCAAACAAACUGAGAUUUGUAUUAAUGACAGAAAAGAAAGAAAUCCUUUUUGAAAUGUGGUUUCGGUGGUGCUUCGGUGCACUCUUUCAUCUAUCCAGUGUGGCAGUGAAGGUUUGAGAAGCAAUCUCAUUCGUCCAUCAUCCACUAGGACCAUUGCAUUGUACCAUUAUUCUCUCUGAGGCAACUUUUGUUACUGUGUUGUGAACUCCCUGAUCAAGGCAGUAUACAUAUUUAAUCAGCUUAUCUGUAGCUAAACAUGUUUUAUUAUUAAUGAGAUUGAUUCUUUUCAUUCUGAAUAAAGUUCUCAGGGAUAGCAAAAACACAUCUUAGCUGGGUACUUGGAGCUUGUGUUACUGAAUUCUGAAUUGUUUACAUUUGUCUGCGGGAGCCUGUUUAUGACAGGUUUGAAAUGUGUUGACAAAUUCUGGCAGAAAGUAUUAACUUCAUUGAGCCAAGGUAAGCUCAGAAAAAAUCAGAAGCGUCAUAAGUCACAAGUGCUACGUUUAUAUCACUCAGCCAGUCAAUAUUAUUGCAGCUGUAGCCAGAGGAAGGUAAAGACAGCCUGGUUCAACUGGGUUAUUAAUACUUUUUCUUUCUUUUCUUUUUUUAUGGUUACUUACACAUCAACAGGAGGGAACCGUCAAAAUAAUGCUUAUUGUGUCUGUCAUGCUACAGAAUAUUAGCCAGUGUAUCAGUUUUCUCUCAUAGUGUGGUCCAGAAAUUUCUGUACCUAAGCAUUUGUCUGUUGAAGGCAAUCCUGCUUUGUCUUAUCCCAAAGGUCUCCAUGUCACACUGAUGCCAAGAAGUCACUUUCAUCUGUCUGUUAUUUAUGCACCCAGCCAUAUGUACAGUUUUGGCCCAGUGAAUAAACACAAUGCAAAAUAAAGGCAUACAUUUCCA
Molecule: messenger RNA, 3771 nt
Organism: Ictalurus punctatus (channel catfish)
Lineage: Eukaryota; Metazoa; Chordata; Actinopteri; Siluriformes; Ictaluridae
Gene: pdia5
Product: protein disulfide isomerase family A, member 5
Exons: 17
Coding region: 133-1659 (508 amino acids)
Biological process (GO): protein folding
Cellular component (GO): endoplasmic reticulum
Molecular function (GO): protein disulfide isomerase activity
Source: RefSeq, a predicted model, not a curated record